CGGGUGGUUUCUCUUCGCAGAUUGAAGCUCGCGCUAUUCCCUAAUCUCCAUGAUAAUCGCUUCGUCCACGCCGUCCCUCUUCUCUCCUGGGCUUUUCCUUUGCACAUGCCCUCGGCAGACAUUCUCUUUGCACACUUUCCUCGCCACAUGUUCCCUUCAAUCCUCGGCCUUCAUCUCCCGGCACAUUCUUACAGCCUUGUUACGAUUUCUCAAUUGCAGCAUCACACGUACCACAUCAGCCGUGCAUCGUAGUCUUACCUAUUAUCCAUAGAAAUCAUGGCCGAAUUCGAGAACGGCGACACAUUCGACUGGUCGCAGCUAUUAAAGCUCGGACCGGAUAACGGCGCGCCCGCUAGCCCUAGCUUGUCCCGCCAGAGCCGGCCGCCGCGGGCAGUCUCGCACACCAUCCGCGAGCCGUCUGACCGUAGCUACACGCCGCAGCCCAUAACCCAGUACGGGGGCCCGCAGCACAACGGCCCAAUUGAGGUUCUCGAUGACCGUGGCGAUCUCAUCUUGGCUGUCGGCGACAACCAAAUCCAGUUUCAAGUCUGCUCGCGCACCCUCGCUCGCGCCUCGCCGUACCUCAGGGAAAAGUACUUUACCAACGACCAUUACCUGGAAUGUGAGAAAAAAGAAUCGGUCGAUGCCUUUGAGAUAGAGAAGAGAUUGUUCUUCCCCGGCAUCGAGUCGCGUCCGUUCCACAUCGUGCUCAUGGUUAUCCAUGGCCUGGAUACCAGGGUAUACCACGAGUUCGCCGACAUGAUGCUGCUCCGCGAUGUCCUCGCCGUGGCACACCAUUUCGAAAUGACGCGCUGCCUGUCGCCUAUUGUGGGCAAGUGGCUCAAGAAGGUCUACAAUAAGGACGUGGCCCGCCACGAUGAGGCCGCCGCACAGCUCUGGAUUACGCACCAACUUGGCCACCUGGGCUGCAUCAAGCAGACCAUUUAUAACAUGGUCAUCAAGGGCCGCUUGAACUCCAGGGGCGACCUCGUUGGCUACGGCGCCUCGGACAAUGAGCCGUAUAUCGGCGACGAACACGUGAGGGCGUUAAAUCUCCUGGCCGAUAUUAUCGCCUGCAGAAAGCGAAUUAUGGACCGUCUCCUGGAAACCGUCAAGCAAGCCGGCGUGCGCGUGGACACGUACGACCACCACCUGAAGAACGCACGACCGCGGGCCGACCGCCCGUGCCGCGGGCGCACGGCGCAGAGAGUCUGCGAGAUGAACAUGGCGACGGCGUUUCGCUGGGCAUUCCGCGCAUCGGAGCUCGAGGGACUUGAUCAGAAAUGCAGCCCGUCGUCAGUGCACAAGCGGAUGAUUAAGAUGGAGCAGCUGACACGGAUGUUUCUCGAGCCGCUGCUUCUGUCGGGCGAGAUGCCGGCCGGUCGUGAUCAUAAGAACUGCAUGAUAUUCCCUCAUGGAAUGCCGAAUCUGUUCGAGAUCGCGACCCGCGAAGUGGAGGCAAUACCAUUUAAGAAAGAAGACAUUGUUAGCCGGGCUGCUGACGUUGGCUUUGAUUUUAGAGAUGGUAAGGUCAAUUGAGCUGUGGGUGCCGAGGCGGCAGGAUCUCGGUUCCUUUCCGUCUCUGUGUUCUCAGAGUCAUGCAUUUCGAAUGCUUGAGUUGUUGGCGGUGUGCGUUCCUAGCUUCGUCUAGACAUGGCGGUGGGUGGUUAUUCUGUUGUGGUAGUUAAUUGGCGUGAGCGUGGGCGGAGAAGCUGACGGCACCUUUUGCCGAGGUGCGCUAGACAUGAGCCAGAGACUUUUGGAGGUUAUCCAGGGAGGCAAUGUCCAAGGGGGUAAUGCCCAGAGGGUGGAAGGCGUUUGCUUUUUUCUUCUUUCUCGUCUUGGCUUACUUUACCACCACCUCAACACUAGAUAGCAAGACCAACUCGACCUACAGAUGGGAAGGAGCCACAGCGGCUAGCUUCACUUGUAAUCAGAACUAUACCAG
Messenger RNA from Lasiosphaeria miniovina, 1948 nucleotides. RefSeq lists its product as uncharacterized. Lineage: Eukaryota; Fungi; Ascomycota; Sordariomycetes; Sordariales; Lasiosphaeriaceae. The record is from RefSeq and is a predicted model, not a curated record. Bases 277 to 1539 code for a protein of 420 amino acids. The transcript has 2 exons.